AUGAAGCUGGGCAGCCGUUGGAGACAGGGCUUGCGAGAGCACGACCGGAUGCUUGUGUGGUUGAGAGAGCAGUCGGGAGCUAAAGUAUUACAACCGGAUAAUUGGGCGGCUGGGUUUGGAGCUGGGCAGCCACAUGGGCUGGGCAGUUUGAGUGGAGUUGGAAGUCUCAGCCGGAUUAGAGAAAUUCGCGGCCGGAGGUGCGGCCGAGUAUUGUGGAUUAUUUUUUAG
This is a messenger RNA of Prunus armeniaca (apricot), 228 nucleotides long. The record is from the annotation of a GenBank genome assembly. Lineage: Eukaryota; Viridiplantae; Streptophyta; Magnoliopsida; Rosales; Rosaceae.